Molecule: messenger RNA, 1892 nt
Organism: Coffea eugenioides
Lineage: Eukaryota; Viridiplantae; Streptophyta; Magnoliopsida; Gentianales; Rubiaceae
Product: pectinesterase 2-like
Exons: 2
Coding region: 59-1636 (525 amino acids)
Biological process (GO): cell wall modification
Molecular function (GO): pectinesterase inhibitor activity; pectinesterase activity
Source: RefSeq, a predicted model, not a curated record
CCUCGCUUUCCUUAUUCUUCCAAUUUCACCAUCCUGAUCAAGUCCAGCCUUUUGUGACAUGUUCACAAAACUAGCAAUGGCGUACCCUUUGGCAAUUUUCCUGUUCGUGACUGUUUUUGUUUCUCCGGCCAUCUCUAGACAACUUCCUCCAUCAACAAUAAAAUCAUGGUGUGCACAAACCCCAUAUCCACAACCGUGUGAGUAUUUCUUGUCCCACAGCCCUAAAUACGGUCAUGGCUAUCCCAUAAAAGGCAAGUCCGAUUUUCUGAAGAUGUCACUCAAUCUUGCCUUAGAACGUGCCCUGCAUGGCCGGGAAAACACAUACAACCUUGGCUCAAAAUGUCAAAACCAGCGCGAAAAGGCUGCAUGGGCAGAUUGUCUAGAGCUUUACGAAAGCACCAUUGUCAAGAUUAACAAAACUGUUGAUCCUUACACCAAGUGCAGUGCAGUUGAUGCGCAAACUUGGCUUAGCACAGCACUCACCAAUCUUGAGACAUGCAAGCAAGGGUUCACUGAGCUUGGACGCGGUGCUGAUUUUCUUGUGCCCUUGAUGUCAAAUAGUAACGUUAGCUGUUUGAUUAGUAACACUUUGUCCCUAAACAAAGUGGGAUAUAACGAGCCAAGCUACAAGGAGGGGUUCCCAACUUGGGUGAAACCUGGUGACAGGAAACUCUUGCAGUCUUCAUCUCCAAAGCCAAAUGUUGUGGUAGCCCAAGAUGGUUCGGGCAACUUUAAGACGGUCGCUCAAGCUAUAGCUGCUGCCGCGAAGCGAUCGGGAAAUGGGAGGUAUGUGAUACACAUAAAGGCAGGAACAUAUAAGGAAAAUGUGGAGAUUGGAACUAAGUUGAAGAAUAUCAUGUUGGUUGGUGAUGGUAUUGGAAAAACCAUUAUCACCGGAAGCAAGAGCGUUGACGGUGGUAGCACCACUUUCAAAUCUGCAACAGUUGCCGUUGUCGGCGAUGGAUUCAUUGCUCGUGGGAUUUCAUUUAGGAACACAGCGGGACCUCAAAAUCACCAAGCGGUGGCUCUUCGAUCUGGUUCCGAUCUCUCUGUAUUUUACCAAUGCAGCUUUGAAGGCUAUCAAGACACCCUUUAUGUCCACUCGGAAAGACAAUUUUACAGGGAAUGUGAUAUCUACGGAACUGUUGAUUUUAUAUUUGGAAAUGCUGCUGUCGUCUUCCAAAACUGUAACAUCUAUGCAAGAAAUCCUCCGAACAAGACAAACACUAUCACCGCACAAGGUAGAACCGACCCUAACCAAAACACUGGAAUAUCCAUUCUCAAUUCCAGAGUUACCGCAGCUUCUGACUUGAAACCAGUUCAAAGCUCGGUCAAGACAUAUCUUGGAAGACCAUGGAAAGAAUAUUCAAGGACUGUGUUCAUGAAAACAUUUCUUGAUGGUUUAAUUAAUCCAGAUGGUUGGAUGCCCUGGAGUGGUAAUUUUGCUCUCAAUACGUUGUACUAUGGAGAAUAUGCUAACACAGGCCCUGGUUCAUCCACUGCAAAAAGGGUAAACUGGAAGGGGUAUCACGUGAUAACUAGUGCAACAGAGGCUUCUAAAUUCACAGUCGGAAACUUCAUUGCUGGCAGUUCUUGGUUGCCUGCCACCAAUGUGCCCUUCACAUCUGGCCUCUAAUUCAAUUCUUCCUCUAUACCCGAAAGUUCAAUUCUUUAUUUUGUUUUUAGCAUGGACAUAACGUCCACUUUCUAUUCCUGGAAAGGUCCGGAAAACUACGGAAUAGGAUUUUAGUUUGAGGAAUUGGUAUUAUCACAGUAGUACAUGUGUAUCUUUACCUAGUUAAGUUGCCAAUUAUUUCAUGCUUCUUGUAAUAAAAAUAAUGAUUGUGCUUGUAUAUCAAGUCAAUUAUGGAAAAUAUACCAAUCUUUCUGGA